This is a messenger RNA of Lindgomyces ingoldianus, 2173 nucleotides long. Its product is annotated as protein disulfide isomerase. Gene Ontology annotation, biological process: response to endoplasmic reticulum stress; protein folding. The record is from RefSeq and is a predicted model, not a curated record. The transcript has 3 exons. The coding region runs from base 144 to 1715 and encodes 523 amino acids. Gene Ontology annotation, molecular function: protein disulfide isomerase activity. Lineage: Eukaryota; Fungi; Ascomycota; Dothideomycetes; Pleosporales; Lindgomycetaceae. Gene Ontology annotation, cellular component: endoplasmic reticulum.
CUUUUCACCAGUGAGCGCCACCAAACUGGCUACAAUAAAAUCCCCCUCCGUCGCCUGCUGAUCCAGUCCAUUUCCACCAACCCCCAAGGGACAAUCAAACCAGCUUCUUUUUUUUUUCCUUCGCCUUCUAAUUUCUGUCUACGAUGCGUUACAGCAUUCCGCUCUGCGGCCUUUUGGCCUCUGUCGCCCUUGCAUCCGACGUCCACGAGCUGAAGAAGGACACGUUCAAGGGCUUUGUGGAGGAGCAUGACCUCGUUCUAGCAGAGUUCUUCGCCCCGUGGUGCGGCCAUUGCAAGGCCCUUGCGCCCGAGUAUGAGACGGCCGCGACGACAUUGAAGGAGAAGGACAUCCAGUUGGCUAAGAUCGACUGCACUGAGGAGCAGGACCUCUGUCAGCAGUAUGGCGUCGAGGGCUAUCCCACCCUCAAGGUCUUCCGGGGACCAGACAACAUCAGCCCCUACACCGGCCAGCGGAAAGCGGAUGCUAUCAUAUCGUACAUGACGAAGCAAUCGCUCCCCGCUGUUUCGGACAUCAACAAGGACACGAUUGAGGAGUUCAAGACGGCCGACAAGGUGGUCCUGGUCGCUUACUUCGCCGCCGACGACAAGGCCUCCAACGAGACCUUCACCGCCGUUGCCAACGGUCUCCGCGACAACUAUCUUUUCGGUGCCACCAACGACGCCGAACUGGCCAAGGCUGAGGGCGUCGAGCAGCCCGGUCUUGUGCUGUACAAGUCGUUCGACGAGGGCAAGGACGUCUUCACGGACAAGUUCGAGAAGGAGACCAUCGAGACGUUCGCCAAGGUUUCUUCCGUUCCCCUCGUUGGCGAGGUCGGCCCGGAGACGUACAGCGGCUACAUGGCCGCCGGAAUUCCCCUCGCAUACAUCUUCGCCGAGACCCAAGAGGAACGGGACACGCUCGCCAAGGAGCUGAAACCCCUUGCUCAGAAGCACAAGGGCGCCGUCAACUUCGCUACUAUUGACGCUAAGGCUUUCGGCCAGCACGCUGGCAAUCUCAACCUUGAGGUUGGCAAGUUCCCCGCCUUUGCCAUCCAGCGAACGGACAAGAACCAGAAGUACCCAUAUGACCAGGACAAGAAAAUCACCGAGAAGGAGGUUGGCGAGUUCGUUGACGAUUUCCUCGCUGGAAAGGUUGAGCCCAGUGUCAAGUCUGAGCCAAUCCCCGAGAAGCAGGAAGGUCCAGUCACCGUUGUCGUUGCCAAGAACUACGAAGAAGUUGUCAUCAACAACGACAAGGACGUCCUUCUUGAGUUCUAUGCACCAUGGUGCGGACACUGCAAGGCUCUCGCUCCCAAGUAUGAGGAGCUUGCCGCUAUGUAUUCUUCAGAGGAUCUGUCCAAGCUCGUAACCGUCGCCAAGGUUGACGCCACCGCCAACGAUGUUCCAGAUGAGAUCCAGGGCUUCCCCACUAUCAAGCUCUUCCCCGCCGGAAAGAAGGAUUCUCCGAUUGACUACUCUGGCUCCCGAACUAUCGAAGACCUCGCCCAGUUCAUCAAAGAGAACGGCUCACACAAGGUUGAGGCCGCUGUCCCCGAGGAGCCCGAGCUCCGUGAGGAGAAGGAGGAGGACAUUCCCGAGCAAGCCCCUGCCGCCUCAGAGAAGGCCGAGGAGGUCACUGAGAGCGUUAAGUCCGCAGCCUCGGAAGCUACGGAGGCAGCCAAGAGCGCUGCUGGGGAGGUCCACGAUGAAUUGUAAAAUAUCAAUGUGAUCUUUUUCCACUUUUCUGCCUAAGCCUGUCUCUAUAUAUCUAGAUGGCUCAGCGACUGUAAGUUGGACGGAUGGACUGGAUGGAAAUUGCGGGGCUGCACGAGACAAAAGAGACAUGAUUGACACAUGGGAUUGCGAGAUGAGGAGAAGUGGGGAUUAUUUUCAUUCCUCUGUGCGCCCUUGCGGGUUAGGUUGGGGUUACAGGCCAGCUUUAACGGUGUUAUGGUGUUCUUUCUUCUUUGGAUGGGUCUAUUGAUGUUAUUGUGUGAUUGUGAUUGUGGAAUCCGACACCUCCAUAUUGUACGCAUAUACUCACCACCAGGUUUUGUCUUUGAUUAUUUCUCUCACUAAAUGUCUACAACCCACAUCCACACAUGGCAGAACAGGAUGUGGUCUAAUUAAGAGCACAAUUUUUGCACCCUUUUGUUGCCCCCACUCAUUCUAGC